CCCCGAAUAUUUGUCCCUAUAGAGUCUGCAUGGACACAACGAAUAUGAACUCAUUUAUGCAAUAUUCAGUUAGUAAUCGAUCCUAUUGUAGACCUAAAUCUGGAUACCAUCAGCAUUUGCAUCAUCAUCCUUUGGAUCAGCAUCAAGAUUUCCAGCUGACCAACGACAGCAUCCACUCGGACCAAUCCGCUCCUCAAGAUCCCAUCACCGUGUCAAGAAGUUCCAGGCUGUGUUAUAAUGAACGCUUGAGUGCUGACAGCGGAGGACCGAGUGAGACAACAGAACCGGCCCAGCAUCAUGAACAACCUCAUCAUGAGCAUCAACACACGCAUAAUGGCUACUAUCAUCAACUUCUCAACACACAAAGCGGAUUAUUGUCUUCCUACCAUAACGGAAGUACUGUCAAUAACGGGGCCUAUUUGGAGCAGGCCUGCACCACAAACACUGACUAUACGACAAGCCCUGCCAACACCAUCCAUCCUCAAUAUUUCCUGGACGAGCCAGUAACAUCUACCUAUUAUCAUCAAUCAACAUUUGCUACCUCGACCCCCACCGGUGGUCCAAGCUAUGGAACCCUGACUACAGCUUAUUGUGGGCCUCAAGGCGCCCUCGUCGGUUCCCAUUACCCAUCUCAGGUUAGCUCGAGUCUGGACGCAGUGGACUACCUGCACGGGGGAGGAUAUGGAGAGGUACCCAUCUCCCUGGAGCGAAAGAGGGAGGACGAGGAGAAUCAGCCAGUCGGACAGGGACAAACAUUUGAUUGGAUGAAGGUGAAGAGGAAUCCACCUAAAACAGUUAAAGUGGCUGACUUCGGCCUGGCUGGUGCAAACAACACCAUGCGCACCAACUUUACCACACGGCAGCUCACAGAAUUGGAGAAGGAGUUCCACUUCAGCAAAUAUCUGACCCGAGCACGGCGAGUUGAAAUCGCUGCCACUCUCGAGCUUAAUGAAACCCAGGUGAAGAUUUGGUUCCAGAACAGGCGCAUGAAGCAGAAAAAGCGCGAGAAGGAAGGCACGUCCACGCCGGUGCGCCCGUCGUCCUCUUCGGGUUCGUUGAACACUGGCGGUGGCUUCAACAAGGAACUGGAGGAAACGGACCGCUCCUCUGCAUCCACUUCACCAGACGCAUCUCCCGACUCGGAGUAGAUAUCCAAAGUUGUUGAUAUGUGAAAUGAAAUAAUGCCUUGGAGAACAACUUGGCUUUGAUUCAUGUGCGUGACACCUCUUUCAACAUUUCUAUCCAAAUGAUAAAGUUUCCAAAUUCUAGAGGGUGCGAUCAAACACUACGUAUUUUAAUUUAAAUGCACAGUAAACAUCAACGCAAUUAAAAGCAAAAUAAACGAAAAACUACCAAUUGACAACUGAUGAAUCAUAUUUAUCGUUUAUUUAUUUUCUAUAGGAUUGCUUCUUAAAUUGCUGUUCUGUUACACAAUAAAGAGGAACCUCAAUGCACAAUGAUGAGGUUCAAAUGAAAGUUUAUAUUUUGAAAUGUUGGAAAGUUUGCUCUUAAUUGUUUGCAAACAUCCCAAAUUAUGAGUUAGGAAAACAACAACUUUUUUUGUGUAUGUAUGGGGGGGCAGCCAGUGUGAUUUGCUUAGGGCACCAUUGGGCAUAUAAAUUUAUUUUAAUUUACUGUGAUCUAAUCUUCCCAUGGUGCAUUUAUAUGUUGGACAACAUGGUAAAUAUGGUAAAAGAAGAAACAUAUUCAAUUGUCUCCAUUGUCAGGAAUUUUAUAAUUCCUAAAGAUUAAUGGAAUUUGCCAUCAGCAUUUACUUCUCAGUGGAGAACAAGGUAGUCCAAUUGCGUUGCCCUGGAAGCCCCUCCCCCUUUUGUUCUUUUUUCUUUUUUAAGGUUUCAGUCUUGCUCGAGGACUGUCCUGUCAGAAUUGUAGCCUGAAUCACAGAGACCAUUUAUUAAAAAGCCAUAGCAGAAUAGAAUUUCUAUGAUAGAUACUUGUAUCUUUUUCUCAUGUUUGAAGUUUUUUCAGUGUGUCUACUCAAGGGCUGUCUGUUUAAUAUGCUUUGACACAUUUAAUAUACCAUGGUAGAAAAACAAAGUGAAAGAUCAAGCUCCAAAUUCUUUGAGUCGUGACACACUGAAUGAUUUACAUGCAUGAUUUAUUCAACUUUUUAUAGUUAGAUUCAGGGAUGCAACUUGCACUGAUGAAAUAAAAUAAAAUUUAAAAAGAAAAAGCUGGCCAUUGAAAUGAUCUCUCUUUC
This is a messenger RNA of Syngnathus acus (greater pipefish), 2221 nucleotides long. RefSeq names its product homeobox B1a (gene hoxb1a). The record is from RefSeq and is a predicted model, not a curated record. The coding region runs from base 30 to 1148 and encodes 372 amino acids. The transcript has 2 exons. Gene Ontology annotation, biological process: regulation of transcription by RNA polymerase II. Gene Ontology annotation, molecular function: DNA-binding transcription factor activity, RNA polymerase II-specific; RNA polymerase II cis-regulatory region sequence-specific DNA binding. Gene Ontology annotation, cellular component: nucleus. NCBI's taxonomy places the organism in Eukaryota, Metazoa, Chordata, Actinopteri, Syngnathiformes, Syngnathidae.